GGGAGAGGGGGAUCACUGCUGCCGAGCUAUUUCUAUAGUAGAAUAAUGUCGGAUACCAAACACGACAAAUGAUCGCCCAAUGGGAGGCUGGAGAUGGACUUGUGCAAAACCUAAACAUGCAAAGUAGUGCAGGAGAAGAACAUGCAUCAGAAAUCUUCGCCGCCUCCAGAGGCAACUCCGCUUCCAGUUUUUAAGGUCCAACCACUUCCGUGAUGCAGUCCCUGUGCCCCUCGUGAUUUGGCAGCAGCAUAUGAAGAAGAUGAACGCCCAGAUGAGCAGGUCAUGGAAUGGAGAGGAAAGCAAAGGGAGGAGCGUCCCGGCCUCGACGUCCUACGCCGUCAAACUGGUCAUCGCCGUCUUCGUUGCCCUCGUCGUCCUCGUCUUCUUCAUCUCUAACAGCGCUACCUUCGGUUGGAGUGAGCAAGGAAUAGAUCGACAGUCUCUCAACACACAAAUCUCGAAAGCUCAAUCGAAACGUCAACCAAAACUCAUCACCUUGAGCUGCCCAAACAUUACAGGAGCGUCGGCCGUCUGCCAACGAUCUCCCAACGCGGCGGCGCCUACUCCCCUGCACGUCACCGCCAACCAACCGUCCCCCACCUGCCCCGAAUACUUCCGGUGGAUUCACGAGGACCUGCGGCCAUGGAAGUCCACCGGCAUCACGAAGGAGAUGGUCCAGCGCGCGCGAAAGUUCGCUACCUUUCACAUGGUGGUGCUCGACGGCCGGGUCUACGUCCAGGAGUACUUCGGCCACUCCCUGUCGAGGAACGUCUUCACCUUCUGGGGUAUCCUGCAGCUCAUCAGCCGGUACCCCGGCCGCGUCCCUGACUUCGAGCUCAUAUUCAACUGCAUGGACAUGCCGUCUGUGAAGUCCGCCGACUACAACUCGUCGGCACCGCCUCCGCCGCUGUUCCAUUACUGCAAGGACGAUCGAACCCUGGAUAUUCUCUUCCCCGACUGGUCCUUCUGGGGCUGGCCUGAGACAAAUAUAAAGCCAUGGGUGCCACUGAUGAAGGAGAUGAACGAAGGGAACGCAGAGGUGGAAUGGCCGAAGAGAGAGCCAUAUGCGUACUGGAAGGGCAGUCCAUUCAUGGGCGGCAGCAGGCAAGACCUUGUGAAGUGCAAUGUCACCAAAGAACGAGACUGGAAUGCUCGGAUCUACGCCCAGGAUUGGAACAGUGAGGCCAAGCAGGGGUAUCACCGCUCAAACCUGGCCAGGCAAUGCUAUCACAGGUAUAGGAUUUACGUGGAGGGACUCGCGUGGUCGGUGAGCCAGAAGUACAUCUUGGCGUGCAACUCGCCGACGUUGUUCGUCGACACGCGCUUCGUCGAGUUCUUCCAACGAGGUCUCAUGCCCGGCCACCAUUACUGGCCCAUAGCAGCCGACAACAAGUGUAGAGGCAUCAAGUUCGCCGUCGACUGGGGCAACGCUCACCAAGAGGAGGCACAGGCGAUCGGGAAGGCGAGCAGCGACUUCUUCCAACAGGAAGUGAAGAUGGAUCACGUCUACGACUACAUGUUACACGCACUGACAGAAUACGCCAAGCUUCUGAAGUACAAGCCCACGGUGCCGGAAGGGUUCACCGAGAUCUGCAUGGAGUCAUUGGCGUGCUCUGCCUCGGAGAAGACCAAGAGCUUCCUGUUGGAAUCAAUGGAGAAGUGGACUCACGAUGCGGAGCCCUGCACUCUGCCUCCACCUUUCACUCCAGAGGAGCUCCACCAGGUGCUCGAGAAGAGGGCUAACGCGGUGAAGCAAGUGGAGAUGUGGGAGCAGAAAGCUUGGGAACAAGAACAGGGGAACAAGAGCACAUGAUGAGAUCAACGUCAAAGCAAAGGAACGAAGGCUGUAACUUUUUGAGUUAUUCUUUGCAUCAUUUUUAAUGUAUUAAAAUCACAUUUUAUCUCUAAUAAUUAUUAUUAAUUUUA
Musa acuminata AAA Group (dessert banana) is the source of this 1926-nucleotide messenger RNA. RefSeq lists its product as uncharacterized. The transcript is spliced from 6 exons. The coding region runs from base 251 to 1813 and encodes 520 amino acids. NCBI's taxonomy places the organism in Eukaryota, Viridiplantae, Streptophyta, Magnoliopsida, Zingiberales, Musaceae. The record is from RefSeq and is a predicted model, not a curated record.